AUGAUUGUGGGUCCCGUAAUCUCCUUGCUCCUGAGUUACUUUGUGCUCGUCUCUGGAGCAUCCAUUGAACCCCGAGCUGCGAAAUCCACUGAUCAACCUGUCGAUGUGCCUUACGACAUUGAUGAAUUCACGCAAGCAGCUUCGUUAGCACAGCAAGCAUAUUGUACAAAGGGGGCCCACGAUUACGGACUGAAGAUCGGGGACUCGACUCUGCUGUGGACAACUGGCGAUGGAAGCCUUAAACAACGAGUAAAUGUGCACCAUUCGGAGAGUCUCGGUAUUGUAGUUGCUUUCCAGGGCACGAACUCGAUUUCGCCGUUUUCGGACUUCCACGACAUCCAGUUCCGUCCCGUCGAUCCAGAUGCGCGCUACAAGCAAUACUAUCCCAAAGGCACCAAGGUUAUGAACGGAUUCCAAAAUGCUUACACUGAUGACGUUGACACUGUUUUCAAGCAUGUGGAAAAGUUCAAGCAAGAAAAGAAUGAGACCCGUGUCACUGUCACAGGACAUUCUCUUGGGGCAGCAAUGGGGUUGCUUGGCUCCAUGGACAUUGCUUUGCGUAUGAAUGGUGGGCUUCACAAAGCAUAUCUCUUCGGACUCCCUCGCGUUGGAAACCCAACCUUUGCAAACUUUGUUGACAAAACCAUCGGUGAUAAGCUCCAUUGGGUUGUAAAUGGCGGCGACUGGGUUCCUCUUGUGCCGCCCCGUCCGUUUGGCUAUCAGCAUCCGUCAAACUAUAUUUGGAUUUAUCCAUCUAACUCUGACAACUGGAGGCUUUACCCUGGACAAGAAAACGUUCAUGGGAUGCUCACUGUGCCACAGGACGUUGGCACUUCAGACCAUCUGGGAGUCUAUUUCCACUCAAAAAUCGGCGGUAGGAGCGGUCCUUGCCCUUCCCAACUCGGCGGUUUCUAA
Molecule: messenger RNA, 915 nt
Organism: Malassezia globosa CBS 7966
Lineage: Eukaryota; Fungi; Basidiomycota; Malasseziomycetes; Malasseziales; Malasseziaceae
Product: putative secretory lipase (family 3)
Exons: 1
Coding region: 1-915 (304 amino acids)
Biological process (GO): lipid metabolic process
Source: RefSeq, a predicted model, not a curated record